This is a messenger RNA of Zingiber officinale, 387 nucleotides long. RefSeq names its product pEARLI1-like lipid transfer protein 2. Bases 1 to 387 code for a protein of 128 amino acids. The record is from RefSeq and is a predicted model, not a curated record. NCBI's taxonomy places the organism in Eukaryota, Viridiplantae, Streptophyta, Magnoliopsida, Zingiberales, Zingiberaceae. The transcript has a single exon.
AUGGCGGCAUCCAAACCCUCUCGUGCCUCCUCAACCUUAUUCCUCUUUCUCGGUCUCCUCCUCCUCCUCCUCCUCCUCGGAGCCGGGCUCUGCGGCGCCAUCAUCGCUCCUCCCUCGGCCAGCUGCCCCAUCAACGCGCUCGGCUUCAGCGUCUGUGCCAGCCUGCUCGGCGGCCUCGUCAACAGCGGCCCCAUCGGCAACCUGCCGAGGGCGUCGCCGUCGACGUGCUGCACGCUGCUCACGGGCCUCCUCGCCUUCGACGCCGAAACCUGCCUCUGCACCGCCUUCAACGCCAACGUCCUCGGCCUCGCCGACCUCAACGCCACCACCGGCGUCAACCUCCUCCUCAACUACUGCGGGACGAACGCCACUGCCUACCGGUGCUAG